CCCCGCGCCGCACCCGCUCUGACUCUGUUUUGUUUCCUCUCGUGCUCCCCUUCGCCGGCGGCUCCGCUACGCCGCGAGGCCCCCAAAACCCUAACCCUAAAUUUGGGGGACUGGGAACAAAAUAUAGGGGGAGGAAUCGAACCGGCGACUUGCGGUGGCGGCUGGAGCGAUGGCGGCGAAGAGGGAGAUCUCGAGCACCCUGAGGAACCUGAAGUUUAUGCAGCGCGGCGCGGCUGCGCAGAAAGUCGAGGAGAAGGCCAAGGUGGAGGUACAGGAAGAGGUGGUGACGGCGCCGAGUGGUGGCUUCAGCUCUUCAGCGCAGGUCGUUAGGAAGUGCGUAGUUAUCAUGGAGGGUAAUCCUCAUCCAGGAGCUAUAAAGGGUCGGAUGUCAUUCCAAAAUUUCAAUCCAUCUAUCGAUAAACUAAAUGAAGAGGCAAGAGGUGACCGUCAAACAGAAUCAGCUUCACCUAGUAACUCCAGCAGAGGGGAUGAAGUUCCAGCGUCGAGAUCUAGAGAUUUUGACAUUCCCAGUUCAGAAAGCAUAUCUAUGAAUGAACUGAAGAGGAAAGAGCCCGAACUUGAUAUGGAAACACCGGCAUCUUACAAGGAACCAAAAACCAAUGUUGACAGUAGGUCAUCUUCACAAAGCAAUGGUCGCGGAUCACACAAGUCCAACAAGCGUGAAAAGCUCGACUUCAAUCAUCUAAGACCAAAGAAAUAAAAAUGGUGUCUUGAGUUACCAUAACCAUGAGUAGCUCUUGUACUCUGUUUGUAGUUGUACCCAAUUGGCCAUCUGCCGUGUUUUGUCGAUUAUAUCUAGAGAGCUGGUAACCAUGCCUAUGUGGCAUGCAUGUUCUUAACUUAGUGAGAUUUUGUGGUGUUAAUCAUUAUCUUUCUAUUGAUGUGUUCUACUCCACUACUCUGCUGUAAGAUGUGAGGCUCUACUGUAGAGCAGUGAUGAAUACAGUUCUGCUUAUGUUUUAUGUCGCCCACAUUGUUGGUGGGGUGGUGAAUGGUGAUGUUCAAAACUGAGCUAUA
Molecule: messenger RNA, 1038 nt
Organism: Sorghum bicolor (sorghum)
Lineage: Eukaryota; Viridiplantae; Streptophyta; Magnoliopsida; Poales; Poaceae
Exons: 5
Coding region: 170-721 (183 amino acids)
Biological process (GO): maturation of 5.8S rRNA
Source: RefSeq, a predicted model, not a curated record